AUGGCAGGCGACCCCGCGAAACGUAACCAGAACCUAUAUUGCAAAUAUCACCAAGAGCCGGGCCACACCACCGAUGACUGCAGGAAUCUGAAAAACCACUUGGAUCGGCUGGUUCGAGAGGGAAAGCUGAGACACCUCUUGCAUUAUCCUGGUGGACGGCAGGAGCAGACGAGCGUCGAGGCAAGGCAAAGCACAUUGAGACCUCCCAUUGGCACGAUAAAUGUCAUUUUUGCCACUCUAGGAAAAACUGGCUCCUAUCCUUUUAGAGUGAUGUCGGUGGCCCGACUCCCCAUUGAAGCUGACGAUCGGGAGUCUAAGAAGGCUAAAGGGAUGGCCUCACCCAUAAUCGGAUUCUCGGAUGAGGAUAAAGUUGGAACCAUCCAGCCCCACGACGAUGCUCUUGUCGUCACAUUCAGGAUUAGGAGAUAUGACGUGAAGAGGGUGCUAGUCAAUCAGGGCAGUGCCGUGGAAGUAAUGUACCUCGACUUGUACAAGGGGCUGAAGCUGAGACCAGAAGACCUGAUAGCAUACGACUCCCCUUUGGUGAGUUUCGAUGGGAAAACUAUUACUCCGAAAGGCCUGAUUAGGCUGCCUAUACAGAUAGGCUCGGACAUAGUCGAGGUGGACUUCAUAGUGGUGGACGCAUACUCGCCCUACACCGCCAUUGUAGCCAGACCAUGGCUUCACGCCCUAGGAGUUGUAUCAUCAACCUUACAUCAAAAGGUGAAGUACCCGUUAGAGGGUCGGGUCAAAGAAGUGAUAGGGGACCAAGUCAUAGCCUGGCAAUGCAUGGUGUCUACCAUCUCACGACAAUUGAGUACUGAACCCUCUACCACUGCUGAGGACGGCUUGUAG
Molecule: messenger RNA, 855 nt
Organism: Quercus lobata
Lineage: Eukaryota; Viridiplantae; Streptophyta; Magnoliopsida; Fagales; Fagaceae
Exons: 1
Coding region: 1-855 (284 amino acids)
Source: RefSeq, a predicted model, not a curated record